Plectropomus leopardus (leopard coralgrouper) is the source of this 2272-nucleotide messenger RNA. It is a transcript of the gene ntan1, whose product is annotated as N-terminal asparagine amidase. Gene Ontology annotation, cellular component: nucleus. The record is from RefSeq and is a predicted model, not a curated record. Gene Ontology annotation, molecular function: protein-N-terminal asparagine amidohydrolase activity. Gene Ontology annotation, biological process: ubiquitin-dependent protein catabolic process. NCBI's taxonomy places the organism in Eukaryota, Metazoa, Chordata, Actinopteri, Perciformes, Serranidae.
AAACCGUAGAAGAAGACGACAGCUUUCCAGGAAGUUCAACCCGACGGACACAUCUAAUAAUAACAAUGCGAUGGACUGUCGCUCUGAGCGCUUAAAAUAUGAGAUAUUAUGGCAUGAAAAUAUAAAGUUGUCGUCUUUAAAAUAGUAUGAUAGCCAGGUAAUAUUAGCGUGAGCGUCGCGUAAAGAAAUGCCGUUGCUGAUUCAAAAUAGAGGACUUGACCGCAUAAGCUCGACAGCGGAACUGUUCGACAAAUAUCCACAUUUACAGGAAAAUGCACGAACAUUUCACUCCAAGCCACCUGUUGAUGUCGACCCAAAGUGCCUCUUGUAUGUCCAACAAAGAGAGUUUGCUGCAACAACACCAGCAGACAACAAUGUUUCAGUAAUUGGAUCUGAAGAUGCCACCACCUGCCAUUUGGUUGUGCUGCGACACACCGGAAGUGGAGCGGUUUGCCUCGCUCACUGCGAUGGUUCGAGCACCUGGUCAGAAGUCCCGCUGCUUGUGAAAGCUGUGACAUCACUGAGUACCGUCAGUAAGGAGGGCAGACUUGAGCUCCAUCUCGCUGGAGGAUUUAACGAUGAGUCAAAAACAUCCCACAAACUCAGCCUUAACAUUCUGGCAGCGUUCCAGAAACAGAAAGAGGAUAUUCAUCUGGAAACAUGUUGCAUCACAGAAAUGAAUGACACUGUUGUUGAUGGAACUCACAGGCCUGUAGUUUAUGGAAUAGGUGUAAAUGUUAAAACGGGGGACGUGUUUCCUUCAUCGUUCACUCAUAAAGGACCUGCAGAGGAGCUGCGAUCAGCAAGGACCUUCACUGGGGGACAGAUGGCUGACAUAUAUGACUCGAGUCGAGGGCUUGUUAAAAUCGGCCCUUGCAAAUGGUCUCCAAAUCUGGAUAUUGCCUUCUGGUUGUCACAAAAUGAUGACACAAUUUUAAAGUACCUGUCCACGUCUCCAAUGGCUGAGCCGCCACACUUUGUCCAGCACAUAAAGACCACCAUCCAGUUCCUCUUAGAGCACCCCGACUCUGACAGCCUGUUCCCCGGGGGUCAGCCACAGCUCUACCACCGCACUGAGACGGGGGACUGGGAGAGGGUUGUCUAGUCAUAGAGUCCUCCUCCUUUCUCUCACUGGACCUUCACGUGGAGCCUGACUGUUCUUUGCCUCUCAGCUCAAUGGAUACACUGUGACCCAUCCACCCACUGUCUGCUUUUUGUUCAUCGUGUCUUAACAAGGGAGCUUGGACCAUACUUUAUGUAUGCUGAAUGGCUGUCCUGACUCAUCUGGCUGGUCCAGUAGUGAGAGCAGAGGAAGUACAAGUGAUUCUGUUUAUGCCUGAAACAGUUAGUUUGUCCACUCCUGUGAGGUGAUGUAAAAUCCGCACUUUACACCGCCUGCUGUGUCGCAGUUAAGGUUAAUGUCCUACUAUGCUUGGCUUUCUGAUUAUUGAGGGAAAUGUUUAACAUUAUGUCCAGUCAAAAGACAAUACUUAAAAUGUGUAUGUUUUCUAAGCCCAAAAACUGUUUUAUGUUUUCCAAAGCAUACAUUUUUUUUGUAUUUAUUUCCAUCUUGCAUGCAUCCAGUAUUCAGUUUAUACUGUCAGUGGACUUGUAAAAUUUAAAUUCAUUUUAAUUGCCUUUAUAUUUUUGUUAGUUCAUGUAUUAUCUCAAGCAAGUUUUAAGACUAAAAACUUUUCUGGAAGGUAUUUAAUCAAUCUAAAAUUUAGCUUAGGUAUGCUUUGGAAAUGUAUGGUUAAAAAAAAAGUAAAACCACAUGUACAAUCUUUAAAUGUAAAGCCUGACUUACUGUUUAGUAAUAAUUGCGGUGGAACUGUUGCAACCACAGUGAAUAUUUUUUUUUGGCACUUUGUUUAAAGCAGUGAAGAGAAUUGCUACACUCUGUAUUGUUGAAGAGAUGAGCAAAGUUUAUUUUUCUCUACAAAUGCACCUUCCUGAUGAGAAUGGAAUAUGAUAUUUCAUCAUAUACUUCAUACAGCUGUAAACUUGGCGAUGAAUGUUUUAGGAAACUGCAUGUGUAAAUGUGUAUAGUCAUUUGCAAAGGAUAAUAUGGAUUCUUGUCAAACGCAACAAAAUCUGAUUUAAUUAGUUUUGUCUUCUUCUUUUUUAAUUGUUAAAAUGAAAACACCAUCUUAUUGUAUAAGGCCUUUUCAUCAGUUGCGUUAUUCAGAAGUUUGCAAGGUGCUUAAAGCAUUUAGUGCAACUUGUGAACAUACUGUAUCUGUUGCUUAAUAAAUGUAAAUGGUCUAAUCCA